Messenger RNA from Monascus purpureus, 7796 nucleotides. NCBI's taxonomy places the organism in Eukaryota, Fungi, Ascomycota, Eurotiomycetes, Eurotiales, Aspergillaceae. The record is from the annotation of a GenBank genome assembly.
GCCUCUCCUGCUUUAACUUCCACCCCAACUUCUACUCCGUCUCACUUCAUCCCUUCGUCCUCCCCUCUCACUGCUCCCAACGUCGUGCGGACAAGAACUGUUGCACUCUCUGAAACAGCUGUCCUAAGUCGCCUCUUUAUUCGAUGCUGUUUUCAAACGUGUCCUUGGAAUACCCACUCCCAUCUGUUUCAACAAUGGAUACGACCCAGUAAAGCUUCAUACGGCGUAUCCGAUUGCUUCGUCUUCCUUUCCCCCUCAGUUUAACCUUUUCAUUCAAAAGUCUUUGUGUCGCUGGUUCUUCCGGAAAUAUUUUAGUUCUGCUUAAUUCGUUUCUCUCCUUAUCUCAGGUUAUAUCGACUCCUCACCAAUGUCUGACGCUGCUAGCCAUGAAGUCCUUCCAGCCACGUUAGCCCCCCAUUUGAAACUCCCCAGGAGAUUCAGCCACAGUCGGUCGCAAUCGGUGGAUCUCGAAAGCAUGGGCAGCGGUAGUGUCGCCAACACCCGUUCGUCCAUCGACUCUGGUUCAGACAAACCCAGGUCGCAAACCGGAGACGGAGCUGACAACGCCCCCAAGUCUCACCAUAGCGGUCUAUCCAAGUUGCUCGCCGGCUCACGACGUAGACGGAGAAAGAAGGAGAAAUUGAGGCGAGACGAUGGUCGAUCGUCGACGGGCCUAAGUUCUGAAAAUGGCAGGGACCUUCGAACGAGCCACUCGACAGAGUCUCCCGAUGGAAAUUCAGUCGCUGCUUCGUCAUUCAAUGAUAAUCAGAGUGGGGAAGAAAAUGAGAUAGGAACUCUCUUAACAGAUGAUUCUGAACCUGAUCUUUCUCCUCCGAUCCAUACUGGUGAACCCGACUCUAGAUUUUACACCACGUCUACUCCUGUGAUAAAUGUUCCCCCUAACGAGUCGAAUAAUUCCGACAAAGUGGACGCCGAUGUGGAAUCCGCGGCCAGUGGCCCUAGCGCUGAUGGAUUGGAUGCACCUUCGAAAUUUGCAAGAACCGUCACAGAGCCUAACCCCGGAUUAAGCGUCCCUGAUGACAACUCCUCAAAAAAAAGGAGAAACGUUUCCCCCCGGCGACGACUCAGAGAGGCAUUCGGCUCCAGUAAUGACAAACUACAGACUAGUACCAGCCCGGGGGCCAGCAAAAAUGAUUUGGCCAAUUUGAGUAACGGUAGCAAGAAUAGUCUUACAUCAAAAAGAUCAAUGACCUUCUCUAAUUCCGUUACUCGAAUGCCACCGCCGAUUAUUACUGACCACAUGCGAACAACGUUUCCCGAACUACCUAAAGAUGACGACCCACUAAGAACUCCUCCGCUCACGGCAGUCCCGCUGACUACGGUGACACCACCGUCCCCUGGAGACCGCAACCCCCCGUCUGCUGUGGAGCCGACAGGUUCAUCCCAGCCGGGAAAGCAGCCUAAUCCUCAAAUCCCCGGGAUUGUUGUCAGCAAUUCUGGGAACAUGAUCUCUCAUCGGCGGGUGCGUUCCGCGUCUGCUGCAUCGCACAAACCUAGUAAACUAUCGAGUUCCAUUUCUGCAUUAUCUCCCACGGUAGAAGAAUCAAAAACCCCUGGGUCCAGGACUUCUGGGAAUCAACCGAGCGGGUUCUUCUCGACUGUAUUAUCGGCUGCGCAGAACGCAGCAACCUCCAUAAGCAGUACUCUCAACUCACAAUCAAGAUCUCGAACCAUCUCUCAAGCAGUACUUUCAAAGGCAGAUGAUGUACCUGCGGAUAAUGGGGCAGAGUACCCGGGUGGAGAGUCAGGUGAAAAUAAACCCAGCGAGAGGAAGCCAUCUGCCGUCGAUACUCUAGGGACUGGAGAUCUCAAUUUCAGUCAGUUGGACUUGGAUUUUCCACCGGGAGUGAUUUCAACUAAUGAGGGAGUUGUUAUCACAAAACCUGACGCUCAUCUUGAGAAACGCAAAAAUACUACUGCUGAACAGCGAGAUGAGGAGGCUGCGAAACGUGAGGAUAGGAAUGCUGCCCAGGCUGUCUCGACGGCCUACGAAAAGCAAAACGAAGACUCCAGUUCGACGUAUGCUGAAGAUGGGGCAGAACUACAAUCCAGCGUAUCGAAAGACGCCGCUAGCGAUCGAACUCCUGGCGGUAGCAUUAUAAACGGAGAGAGUGGUGCCUUGGGGAAAAGGAGUGAUAGUGUCCGAAGCAGACUUACGCAACGUCAUCGUCGUUCAUCUGCAGCGACCACUUCAACUGUCGGAGCGAUUGGCGCUGGCGCUAUUGCUAUGGGAAUUGCUGGCGCGAAUACGAGCGUACCACGCUUAACGGGUUUUGCUAUUGCGAGCAAGAAAAGAAAUCGGGACUUUCAUCAGCUUUUUCGCAGUGUACCUGAGGACGACUAUCUCAUUGAGGAUUAUAGCUGUGCACUACAGCGAGAGAUUAUCCUUACUGGCCGAAUCUAUAUUUCGGAAGGCCAUAUCUGCUUUUCUAGCAAUAUCCUUGGUUGGGUGACCAAUCUCGUUAUAAGUUUUGACGAGAUCGUGGCAAUUGAGAAGGAGACCACGGCAAUGAUAUUCGCCAAUGCCAUAGCAAUUCAGACCCUGCAUGCUCGGCACACCUUCCGUAGCCUGCUCAGCCGAGAGUCUACGUAUGACUUGAUGGUUAAUAUUUGGAAAAUCAACCAUCCGGCCAUACAGAGCUCGGUGAAUGGCACGCGGGUUGACCAGGGAACGGGUGACAAGACGGAGAAGACUGACGGAAUCGAGGGAGAUGAUGACUCGGUCGAAGAUGAAAUCUACGACGAGGAUGAGGAUGAUAACAACGCGGAUGGCUUCUUUGAUGCGGAUGACCGAAGUACCCACGGAAGUGAUCGAUCGGUGUCGACGAGAGAUACAAGCCCUGAAAGUGCAAAUGCCACCGCCAUGCCCCUUUCAAGUGCCAACGGCGACUUGAAAACUGGUGACAAAUCAGCUGCUGCUGGAGGACCAGAUGCUAAUUUCCCAGGACCAGCAACACAUGCACCCACCGAAUACACUGAUCCUGCUGGCCGCUACGAGAGAGUGGUCAAAGAAGACAUUGUUCCAGCGCCGCUUGGGAAAGUGUACUCGCUGAUCUUCGGUGCCGAGUCCGCCGGCUUUAUGUCUAAAUUUAUGGCGGAAAAUCAAAAGUGUACAGAGCUCCAGUGGGAAAGCGAUAAAAAGGGGUUGACGAACGAGGCCAAGCAGCGGCAGUACCAAUAUAUCAAGCCUCUGCCGGGUAGCAUUGGGCCGAGACAAACAAAAUGCAUUAGUACGGAGACUUUGGAUUUUUUUGAUCUGGAUAAGGCCGUCCUCGUGACAUUGUCGACACAGACUCCGGAUGUACCUAGUGGAAAUGUAUUUUCCACAAAAACAAAAUACCUUCUUACGUGGGCGCCGGGGAACCAGACACGGUUAGUCAUGUCGUGUGUGAUUGAGUGGACUGGUAAGAGUUGGUUCAAAGGUCCCAUCGAGAAGCAUGCAUAUGAAGGCCAGGGUAGCUUUGGGAACGAACUGGUCAAAUCUCUCAAAGGCGCCGUUGUUUCUCGUGGCCGCACGUCGAAGCCUGGAAAAGGGAAAGGCCGGCGCAAGAAGGACAAUGCGGCCAUCCAGGAAGCUGCAGCAGCUUCUGCGGCUGCUGCGGCUGUCGCAAGCGCAGAAAAAGCUGCAUCCUGGGGCCCUCUAGAGCCGUUUUAUAGACUCCUUAGCCCUCUUUUUGACCUUCUUAGACCCCUGGUGGCCAGCAAUAUUGGCAUUCUGAUCAUUGCGGCGUUGCUCGCUUUUGCCUUCUUCCGUGGGCGUUCGCCUUCUCCUGACGUGGGGUAUCCCGGCUGGACCGUUCCUCAGCGUCUUGCCGCAUAUGAGGACUUGUGGCAAAGAGAAGAGAAUGAGCUUUGGAACUGGCUGGAAGACCGAGUUGGUCUGGAUGGAAUGAGUUACCCGGCCAUCCACCAAGCGACAGACUCGAAAACCCGACAAAAUCAGUUUCGGCGCAAGACCCACGGGAAGAAAGACGUCGCUUCAAGGUUGAGUGAAGAGAAGAUGUCUAACCGAGAAAUGGCCUACGCCAUCCGCACGACACGUGAGCGGCUUGAUAUUCUGGAAGAAGUGCUGAGCAAGCAGGAACCGGCACUGGACGUGGAUGGCCACCAAAGCACAGGCGAUACCUCUCGUGGGACUCGAAGUACGAGUUAAUCGAUCAUAUAAAUCUGGUAUAGCAGGUACCCCCUUGUCUGGUACUGAGCUCAGGCUGCGCUCUAUAUUUACGGUUCUUUUCCUUAUCUUUGUUUCUUAUUUCCUUUAUUUAUUUAUUUUUUAUUAAAAAAAAUAAAUAAAUAAAUAAAACUACCUCAAUCGUUCAGAUUUCUUUUGUUGCUAUUGCCGUCGGAGUACGUAUGGAUGGAGCAACUCGGCCAACCUUUGUCCUGCUGUUGUCUGGCUUUCUGUUCUACCGGAAAAGGCGUUCGAACAAUCGAAGAAAGGGGUUGGUCUUUAAUCUGCCUCUAUCUUCAGCUUGACCGCUGAACGCCAGUCCUGCUCCCACGACCCUGCUUUUAGUCUUUUUCAUUGAUUUUUUUUUUUCCCUCUUUGUGCUUGAUUUCUCUCCUUGCGUGUCUGUUCAUACAGCUUUCCUCGGUCAAGGAUAUCGGAUACCCGAAUAUUUAUCUUUCUGUACAUGAGCACCGACUACCUUGAUAUUCGGGCUGUUGUUUUUGUUCGAAGUGUUCCCCGUGUUCGUCCUCUCUUUCCGCUUCUCUUGUGUAUAGCUCCUGUGGUCAGUCGAGUGGAACGAUUGAUUUGAUUCUUAGUUUGUAUUUCUGGGAAUUAAAAUUUAGUAGAAAGAUUAUUCUGAGCUGAAUGCAGUCUUGACCGGCCCGUACCUUUGCCUUACCAUCGAUGGUUAUAGUUAACUAAGCAUGCAUCUACAGACAUAGUAAUUGCAGAAUCAUCGAGGAAAGAAUAGGUUGCUUGAACUGAGUGUAGCAUGUAAAAACCUCAACUAUUUCAACAUGAUGUACUUGGAUACUAUGAAGUCCCUGCUUGAAAACUCUUAAACCAAUCCGCCAAAACACUCGCCCCAUCCUCACCACCAAACAUCAUCCCAGAAAUUUCCGCUGUGUGUUUCGCCAUCUCCUUCGCCCUGACAGCCAUAUGAGCCUCGAACUCCUUCAGAAAUGGAUCGAGCGCAUCCAAGAAUAAACCGCAAUCGACAUCAUGGGCUGCAGCCGUCUCAUGAGCUUUGAUAAUAGCCUGUGACAGCAACAGUGCGUCUAGCAUGGCAAUGUUGACGCCUUCGCCAGCGGGCGGGUUCAUGAGAUGCGCCGCGUCCCCAAUGGCUGUUGCGUCGCAUUGAUGUGGCCAUUUGUGUCCAUUGGGGAGUUUGUAGAGAGGUCUGAUGUUUAUUUUUGCGUUGGGUUUGUUGGAUGUUUCGUCAUUGCAUGCUACUGAAAUGAGUUCUUUGGCUCUGGUUCCCCAGUCGCCGAACAGGGAAUUGUCAUUGAGGAGAUGUUUUCCAGCAUCUACGUGUGUCAUGUCCUUCAACCCGGUUGUAGUAGUGAAAUUCUCGUCAUCCGUCGAAAGAAAGAUGUAGAUCCUCGCCGAGUCCUGCACGGAUCGUUGCGCACAUACCCCGUGUCCGUGUCCCAGGGAAUUGAAGGUUCCCUGUCCGAUGUACUCAGCCAGAUGAGGAUAUUUCGUCGUGAUCUGUCUGAUGUCCAAGGUUAUGAGGUGCAUCCCUGCGUACUGCGGUUGCACGUUCGUCAGCAAUGCGGCACGAACCCUCGACCAGGCGCCAUCGGCACCAAUGACGAAGUCAAAGGUGUGUUUUCCAUUUUCGCCAAAGUCGAGUUCGAUUUCAGUUUUUGCAUUUGCAUUGGCGUCUGGAUUCCAAGGAGAACUCUGAAUCCGCCUUGCACGGACAAGUCUAUAUCCCCAUUUCACACUUUCAACAGGUAAAUGAUCGAUCAGAAGCUUGAUGAUCUUAGGUCUAGCAAUCUCGGGACGGUUACUCAAUUCCCCUUUAUCCUCGUAGAUGAUAUUCCCAUUUUUAUCGGCGAUUCUCAGUUCCUCCGUGCAGUCGCCCGUGAGCGAGGUAAAUUCGUCGAAUACAUUGCAUUCCCGUAUGGCGGUUAAACCGGAUCCUUCGUGGAGGUCGAGCGAGCCGGCUGGUUCAGAGAGGGUUUCGUCCGUCAGCUUUUGGCGGAGCUCGAAGAUAGUUGAUGGGAUGUUGUGCUUGUGGAGGAGGAGGGCGAGGGUAAGACCUGCUGGGCCGGCACCGAUGAUGGCGAUUCUGGGCAUUGUCAGUGCAGUGGUAGGAGAAGCAGCAGAAAGGUGAAUGGAGGCCGUCUUGUUUUUGUUCUCGUAGAUUUAUUACUGACGGUCUCGGGAAUUGAUGAACACAGGUUCGGUGGUUAGGGAAGCCCGACGGGGUUUGUAGCAGGAUAUCUCAUUGCAUGUUCAUUCUGGAGGUAGUAACUAUGCUUGAAGACGCUGAAGAUCGAGAAGCAAUGCACAUGCAUAUCUCAUUCAAUUUAGUCUCGUUACCCAUAAAUAGAUCCUCAUUGCCGAUAAUUCGAGUCAAAAACCCAGUCGGACGCGAUAACGGCAACGAUCGAGACCUGCAUCAUCAGUCAAUCCAUCUCAACAAAACAGAAAGACACUCACCAACGACAAGUCCACUCCCGGUGUCACGAUAGCAUCGAGAACAGGGCGAUACCCACUGCGCGAACCGGGCAGCAAAGCCAGGCGUUCGUUACGUUGGAUGCUCUCGCGUACCUCGGCAACCUUCCUAUCGCCAUCAAUGACAUCGAAGGCCGCCAGCACAUUCCCAUGUCUUGCAACUUCAAGCGUGAGCUUAUUCCCUUUUCCAUCCUUGUCACCUUUCGAACGUGCACCAGCAGCAACAUUCUCAAAGGUGAUCUUGAAAUUCCCACUUCCACCCCGUCGAGGCGCAACAGUCGCGAUGAUCCCAGGCCCAAUGGCAGAACUCCUCCGACUCUGACCACUACUACCACUACUGGAGCUAUUGCUGACGUCAAACCCUGGCAAUGUAACGACCCACGCAUUAAACCCACGGAUAGAAACCGAGAUCUUCCUGUGAAGCUCAAACAACGGCAAUCCCGAGCUAUCCCGGAACUCGCGGCAGGCGCGGUCGUUGAAUUUCCGGCCGCUGACGGUGAAAUGGGGGAUGCCAUGCUCGUCUUCGAUCUCGUAGCCGACGGGGGAUAAGGCGUCGCCUCGCGGGCGGAUGACCAGGAGGGUUUUGUCGUUGGUUGUGUAUUCGGUGCGGAUGGCGAUGGGGCGGUCGGGUGGUUUCAGGGCUUUGCGGGCUGCGAAGGAGCUUCGUCUAGGUAGCUGGGGGGAAUAUGCGUAGGGGCCUGACAUGGUGGAUUGAUUUAAUUCGAUUAGGUUUGAUGGUGGUGUUGAGGUGAGUGUGAUUGCACUGGGUCAAGAGGGAAUAUUAUCCUGGGAAAUAGGUGGAGAUGUCCGGUAUUUCAACGGAGAUGGCGGAUUUAAGAACGAACCUUGUACUUUUGCGCAUAGUUAUCUGUAUGCAGUCGAUGCAGACCGGUCAAUCACGCUUGGCAUAUUGAAUAUACGAAGUAGUGAUCAAAAAAUCUGCUUUCCUUCUUUCUUCUAUAACCCAUUUCUAACGGUCUGCAUGCAGGUAUGAUGGAUCAAUUCGUGGAUCUUCGAACACAUGAGUACUUACCACCCUCGGUGGUAGUGGCUGACAGGAGGUGGCUUACUCUUCAGACUAUCAUCAAGAGGAUGCCAGAGCAUUGAAUUAUAUUAGUGCUGUGAUACUCCAACAACC